This is a messenger RNA of Acanthosepion pharaonis, 1380 nucleotides long. The record is from the annotation of a GenBank genome assembly. Lineage: Eukaryota; Metazoa; Mollusca; Cephalopoda; Sepiida; Sepiidae.
AUGUUUUCUUUCUUUAUUUCUUGGAUUCUAUAUGACGUAUAUUCUUUCUUUCAUUCUUUAUUUUUUUUCUUAUUUGAUUGCAUUUUACGGAUAUUCUUUCUUUCUUUGAUUCAAUUUUACGCAUAUUCUUUCUUUCUUUCUUUGAUUUGCUUUUAUGCAUAUUCUUUCUUUCUCUCAUUCUUUAUUCCUUUUUUUGGUUUAAUUUUACACAUGUUCCUUUCUUCUUUAAAUAUAACUUACGCAUAUUCCUUGUAUCUUCCAUUCUUUAUUUCUUACUUUCUUCCCAUCUUACUCAUUUCUUUCAUUCAUUCUUUUUUCUUUGAUUCCAUUUUACGCAUAUUCUUUCUUUCUUUCAUUCUUUAUUUGAUUCCAUUUACACAUAUUUUCUUUGUCUUCAGACUAUUUUACGCAUAUUUUUUUAUUUAUUUGGUACCAUAUAUUUUCUUUCUUUUGUCCUUUUUAUUCACAUUCUCUCUUUUUGUUUUCAUCUCAUUUUACCCAUAUCUCUUUUUUCUUUCUUUCAUUAGUACUUUUUUACGCAUAUUCUUUCUUUCUUUAUAUCUUUCUUUUGUGAAUGACAUUUUACGCAUUUCCUUUCUUUUUUUAGUCCAUUUCACGCAUAUUAUUUUUCAUUCUUUCUGGUUUUGGUUUCAUUUUACGUGUAUCCUUUCUUUCUUUAGACCAAUUUCUUCCUUUCUUCAUUUGGUCAGAUUCUACGCUUCCUUUUUUCUUUUUUUUUUUCGCCGUUUUACUUUCAUUUUACGCAUAUUCGUUUCCCUUUUAUGUACAUUAAUUCUUUUUUUCUCGCUUUUUUCUUUCUUUCUUAUUUUACCCAUAUUCUUUUACCAAAGUUCUACCCAAAUUUUACUCAUAUUCUUUCUUUCUUUAUGCCAUUUCACGCGGAUACUUUUUCUUUCUAUUUCGUACUUUCUUUGGUUCCAUUUUAAGGAAAUACUUUCUUUCUUUCUUUCUUAUUUUCUGUCUGCUUUUCUUAAUUCCUGUCUUUCUUUUUUUUUGUCCCUUUUUAUGGGUAUUCUUUCUUUCUUUCUUUCUUUCUUUCUUUGGUCCCAUUUCAAGCAUAUUCUUUCUUUCUUUGCUACCAUUUUACGUUUAUUCCUUCUAUUUUUUUUCUUCCUUUCGGCUACUUUACGCAUAGUCAAUCAUUAUUACUUCUUAUUAUUUCUUUCUUUCCUUUAUUUAAUUUUUUUUUUUCUUUUUUUAAAUUGGUUCUAUUCUAUUUUUAUUCUUUUGUUUUCUUUCUUAUUUACGCAAUUUCGUUCUUUAAUUUUUUCACUCAUUUUUUCUUUCAUUCUUCCUUCCUUUGUCCCAAUUUAUGCAUAUUCUUUCCCUUUUUACGUAUAUACUUCCUUUCUUCUUUAG